This is a messenger RNA of Paraglomus occultum, 372 nucleotides long. Lineage: Eukaryota; Fungi; Glomeromycota; Glomeromycetes; Paraglomerales; Paraglomeraceae. The record is from the annotation of a GenBank genome assembly.
AUGCCUAGGAGGAAGUAUUGGACGCCUUCUCAAGACUAUCAAUUGAGAGAAUUUGUUGAAACUCACGGCCCACGUUGGGGAGAUAUUGCGCGGGUUAUUGGCAAUAAUACGACGGGGAAGCAAUGUCGUGAGAGGUACAGAAAUCAUCUGGAUAGGAAAAUAAACCAUUCGAAAUUAACAUUGUUGGAGCAAGCCGAGAUCUACCGGUUAUACGAAAAGCAUGGAUCAAAGUGGGCAUUAAUUGCUGCACAACUCCCGGGAAGAACUUCGUUACAAGUCCGUAACUUUUAUUACAAUGUUCGUCGUAUAGCCAAACGUCGUGAUCCGGCAAGAAAGAUGUCGGUAUCUUACAUCUGCGGGAAACCGCAGUAG